Staurois parvus is the source of this 345-nucleotide messenger RNA. Lineage: Eukaryota; Metazoa; Chordata; Amphibia; Anura; Ranidae. The record is from the annotation of a GenBank genome assembly.
AAAGAAAUCCAUGUGAAUGGUUAUGUGGAUGAAACAGGAAAAGCCCAUUGUGUGUCACCUUUAUUGUAUGAGACUGGACGUAUUUUAUUUGAAAUGUCUGUGGAUGGAGGAAAGACAUAUCCCCACUCUGGCACUUGGCUGUCAGUGCAUCCUGGAAAAGUGUCAGAGUCAGAAAAAUGCACUCUGGAGAAUGAAACAAAAUGGCAGUACUAUGGCACUCCUAAUUAUGAUGGCACCUUGACUGUUAAAUGGGAUCCAAACACAUUCAAGGAGAACUCAGUUAACAUUGAGGUCUGGGGCUAUGGGGAAUCAGGAAAACCUUAUACAGACUCCUGGACAGCAGCC